AUGAAUCGCCGCAGUGCAGGCGAGGAAGCUAGGACAGAGAUAGUAGUGACGUCGCUACCACCGACAACAGAGACAGCACCUGUGUAUCGCAUUCAAUUACAUCCACGACCACGUCCACAUGUGACGUUUGAAGAUAGUGUAGUGGACAAUGAACAUCUUGGACGUAAACGUUCGAACAAAUGCUGUAUUUUUCACAAGAAGCGAGAGUUUGGAGAAAGUUCGAGUGAAAGUGACGAGGAUUCAGAUAAUUCAGAUUGUGACGGUGAACAGUAUCACCAACAUGACUGUAAGCAUACAGCUUCACAUCGUCGCACAAGGUCGAAAAAGCCGUCUCCAUCUUUGGAUGAGGAGAAGACAUCAACGCCGCCUCAGUAG
Peronospora belbahrii is the source of this 375-nucleotide messenger RNA. The record is from the annotation of a GenBank genome assembly. Lineage: Eukaryota; Oomycota; Peronosporomycetes; Peronosporales; Peronosporaceae.